This is a messenger RNA of Iphiclides podalirius (scarce swallowtail), 1476 nucleotides long. Lineage: Eukaryota; Metazoa; Arthropoda; Insecta; Lepidoptera; Papilionidae. The record is from the annotation of a GenBank genome assembly.
AUGAAUGUCCUACGGACGAUGUUCGGGGUGUGCAGCGGCUCCGCGGAGAAGGGCGAGAUACACGACAUGGUGCGCAAGAUAUUCGGCAACGAGCUCGUCCUCAAAGACAACACGGAUCGACAGAAUCAGUUAAAUAAUAUUCCCGGUUCAUAUGUACCAGAGGCGUUGAAGAGCAAGUACUUGACGCACAUUCGUGAUAAUCUUACGAAGGUUCUAGAUGUGAAAAUUAUGAGUCACAAAUCGAAAUUUGCUAAAAAGCACGCUCAAGCUCUUGUAGAUAAACAUGACACAGCUGACGAGAGACCAGGCAGAAUUGGACCGAAGAUUGUUGUCUUCGAUGCCUCUACAGGAACUGGACGCUUGGUACUAGUGGGCGAUGAAAGGGUUAGCGUUCAAGGUCUCUCUAGCUUUGCUACCAUCAGGGCGACCGCGUGCGUUUACGCUGGGAAAUGGAUGUUCGAAGUGCAGCUAGGAACCAAAGGGAUUAUGCAGAUUGGCUGGUGCACGGCCGGCUGUACAUUUUCAAUGGACACUGGUGUGGGCGACACGGCCAACUCUUACGCUUACGACGGUGGCAGGGUGAGGAGGUGGAACGUGGCCACGUCGCCGUACGGCCACGCCUGGCUGCCCGGUGACGUCAUCGGAUGCUGUCUCGACCUGGACAGGGGCAAUUUGGAGUUUUUCAGGAACGGCGAAUCAAUGGGUGUCGCAUUCGACAAUGUCACCCACGGAACUGGUAUCGCGUAUUUCCCAGCAGUCUCACUAGCCAUGCAGGAGCAUCUUUACGCCAACUUCGGCCACGUUCCGUUCGUUUUUCCCGUGGAAGGAUACGCUCCGCUGCAAGCGCCACCGGGAAGGGAGUGCGCCAAAGCGGCUCUCCUGUUCAAGUCUCUGGAUACUAUCAUAGAUGAUCUUCUCCAUCUCUCUGACUUUAAGACGGUCGGUGCAAAAUCGAGCAAGGCAAAGUCGGACGCAUCGAGAAUCGGCGAGGAGGAGGUGGCGUUGCGCAUCGAUAGCACAAACUCCGUAUACAGUCCUCGCGCGUCCCCCACAAACGUUCUCGACGUCCAGAGCGCUGAAGUUAAGAAGAUGUCGAGAAAGGCGUUUCUGAUGUCCCUGGGCCGUCUGGUGGUAAUAGAACUGGGCGCUUGUCUGAAGCUCUCGUACGUGGUUAUCGGUGAGCUGCUGACGCGCUUCAGGGGACAUUUAGGACUGAGGUCUAGAAGCGUCAACGUCGACCCACAGGCGGCGGAGUUUUUCGCGACGAACAAGGCGGCGAAUUUUGAAGACCUGUCUGCGAAGAUACUGACGCAGCCCCACGUCAAGCUGUGCGUGUUGCUGGAUCUGCUGUGGACUUUCCUGGACGAGUCGGCGUUGUGCGACGUGCUCGAGCACUGCGUAGUGAGGGAGUGUCUGCUGUUCGAUUCCGUUUCGCCGGUAAUGGAAAGUUUGACGCGAGUCACAGAAAUUCAUUCC